UGCAGUUAGGUGUUCAAUGCUUAGCCGAGGAGUGCCGUGGAGAGGCAUGCUCUGGGGAGAGAGCCUUACUCUCCGCAUUUCGGGGUUUGGUUGUGAAAGUAGCACUUGGUUGAACUAUCGGACCAGGAUUACGGUUGUGAAUGCCCGUGGAGUAUCUUCAAGCUACGGUAACCGGUUUCCAAAAGAUGCGGCCUGGACUGGCCCUGCAGACGGCUCUCAUCGCCGUGGCCUUGGCAGACAUCAGUCUCGUGGUACUUUGUGAUCCCACCAACAACACCCCCCUUUCUCAGACGCACGUUUCUGCCAGGACUUCCGCACAAACACCACUAAAAUCCACACAGGCGGCAAUAUCAUCCACACAAAUACCAUUAACACCCACACAGGCGCCAGUAACACUCACAUAUACAUUACUUACAUCCACACAGACAUCAUUCCUAUCACUACUUACACCAACACAAGCGUCGCUAACACCCACACUAACACCACUAGCACCCACGCCUCCAACACCCACACAGGCGCCUCCAACACCUAAACAGGCACCUCCAACACCCAAACAGGCACCUCUAACACCCAAACAGGCGCCUCAAACACUCACAAAACCAGCACUAACAUCCACUCAACCACCACUCGCAUCAACAGAACACACGCAACAACCUCCCACCGCGCAGUACCCCGAGGCAUCCACGAUCCUCCCAGACACGCAAAUCCCAUCGACUUUCUAUCGCGUAUCGUGGUCACCCAACCCCCACGACCCUCAGAUACCCACCGCGACGCCGCACCAUUCGCAGCCCUUGCUCAUUCCACAGCAUGUUGCAUUUGUUGCAUUGUCUACACACCAGCUGCCAGGCACAGAGGAGCAUGCAGGUUUGGGAUAUACGACCCAAACAACGCAGCUGUCAACCUCACCACAUCAGAAGCAAAUGUCAGCCGAAGCGUUACAUGUAAAAGAUCCAAAUACACUACCAGAGGAGGACAGUCCGCCAACAGCGCCAUCUGUUGGAGGGACGUUAACUACUACUCCAUUGUCCACCCAAGUCAUACCAACGCUUCCAUUCACACAGCUCUCGAGUACGCCGGCAUUCACAACUCUGUCAACCACGCCUGUCAUCACGCCUCUGUCAGCAACAACACCAUUAGCGGAAUCUUCAACACCACCAUUACCAAGGGAGCCGCCUCGUACACCGACGCUGAGACACCCAUUAUAUCCUCGUCCGUUAGCAGAAGAGCCAGCCACACAUUCACUGACCAUAUCUACCCACGUUGAGCUUCCAUCUACAAAAUCAAAAUUUCUCACGGAAUCAACGACAUUACCACGCGUGGAGACAACCACACAGAUAGUCAUACCACCAGAUAAACUACGCUCUACAAUAGGAACCGAUGAUAUAAUUACCCUGUCAUCCGUCCCACAGAAGGAGUCUUCUACUAUGCUACCUAUCAUGCCAGUUGCGUCCUUGCUUACAGAAUUACCAGAUGCACAAUCACAAACAGAGGGUUUGGUAACACCAAUCACAUCAUGGCAAACACUAGCACCAGUUACACAGUCACAAGCAGACGGUCCAGCAGCACCAGUUACACCACCAGUCACAGUAACGACAACUGAUCCAUCGUUACAUACACAGUUACCAAUAACUCUAUCAACUACGGCAUCCAUACCAUCUAAUAUACAAACUUCCCCUGUGCCAGUAUUAAAGACUUCAAGUGUACCAUCUACACCAUCAUACACAGAAUCCACAACUGCGACAGAUACACCAUUGCAUAUACAGACAACAUUUACACCAAUACACACAUCAACAUCAGUAUCACAAGAGGAUUCUCCCACAGAACCAACACCUACUGUGAACGCAAUACAUGCUGAGGAACUUUUAGAAAAAUACGGCUACUUGAACUGCAUUCCUCCUGGCAGCGAGCGCAACACGCACCUUCACCGCCUCCUUCUGUAUCGCCGUGAAAAUCCGGAACCAAAUACUAGCCAUCAGUACACCCCACUGGACUUCAGACUCUUCUCGCUUGUAAACCCGAGACUCCCAACAGAUAUGAAACAAUAUUACAGAAAGAAAAUCAAUGAUUACGUCCUUUCGAGCACAGAGGACGUCGAAGGCAAGACUCCCCUGAUUAGGCUCAAGAUCAUAGAACCGACAUUGAAAUCGUACUGGUAUUCGCGACGGAAAGGUAUGGAGCAGCUCCUGACGGGACGAGGCCGAGGAGCCCGGCGAGCGGUGGUGGUGGAGGAUCCGGCGAAACUCGGCUACCAGUACCUGCCCGUCUGUAGUAAAGUGCAAAUACAGGAAGCCAUUGACAAGUUCCAGGCAGCCUAUCAUGUUGGCGUAGGGGGCACACUGGACCUUCCAACCCUAGAGCUGCUCUCCAGACCCCGCUGUGGCAACCCAGACAACCUCAUGGAGGAAGACAGUGACGACGUGGAGCCGUCCGCGGUGUGGCCGCCCAACAUAGUCAGCUUCCUCCACCGUCGACGCAGAAGCUUGGUCGUGCCCGAGAGAGGAAAAACGGACGGUGGCACUAAGGACCAAACCAAACCCCUGGAAAGUACGUCCGAUGACCGACAGAGCGAGGCAAGUAUGGUAGGGACGUCGUUGGGAGGAACAGCAAACCGAUACGAUCCUUCCACUGAACCGGUGCCAGACCAGGAGAGGCUCCACAGGGUGGCGCUGGCCCUUCGCGAGGCCACGAGGGCGAAACAUCCGAGUGUAAUACAACACGAGGAGUGGGAACCGCAUCCACAGGAAGCUCCUAUGCGGCGUCGGCGGUGGGUGCAGGACCUCGUGGACAGGAUACACUCGGGGGAGGAGGAUGCCCGCCUGGCCGCCCUCACUCCACACAUCCUUGCCCGCACUUCAAAGACGCCCGAUGAGGAACCGCAGCACGGCCGCAGAAAGAGGUCAGCGUUCACCCACCUGGGCCAGCAGUUUAUGGAGUCUUUGAUUACCUGGCGCCUCGUCACGUCUGGCUACAGCUCCCAGUUGGCGGUAAGUGUCCAACGCGCCGCCCUCGCCCUCGCCUUCAGAAUGUGGUCCGAAGUCAUCCCUAAAAUAUUCAUAGAGGACAAUAGUUCGAACAAUCCCAAUGACGCGAACAUCAACAUCGGAUUCGGACGACGAAGUCACCUCGGCUGCGUGACCGAGUUCGACGGGCUGGGCGGAGAGCUGAGCCACGCCCUGAGAGACGCCCGUGACGCCCAAAUCCACAUGGACGACGAUGAGCACUUUACCCUCGACUCUGACCACGGCACGAACCUCCUGAAGGUUGCGGUGCACGAAAUAGGGCACGUGCUCGGCCUGGAUCACGUGCUCAGGAACUACUCCAUCAUGUACGCCGUGUACGAGAAGGUGCUGCCCAACCAGGGCCUCGAGCUGGGCUGGGAGGACAGGAAGCUCGUCCAGAGGAUCUACGGCCGCUGCGUGGGCAAGUUCAGCACCGUCUUCGAUUUCCUGCGGUGGCGUUCCGACGGCUCCCUCUCCUACAACACCUACUUCUUCCGCGGGGACCACUUCUGGAUGUACGAAAACAAGUACAACAGAACGCGCUUCGGGGACCCCCUGUACAUCGACACGGAAUGGCGCGGCCUCCCAGACGACAUCGACGCCUACACGCACAUCUUCACCAGCACCAGGGACUCCCACCUCUUCUUCAAAGGAGAACACUACUACAUGAUCGACCCCGAAACCCGGAACGUCCUGCCCGGUUUCCCUCGCCGGAUCGCCCAUGACUUCCACGGUCCUCGCACGGCCAAGAAACCGUAUCCGAAGGCCAUUCCUAGCAACCUCGACGCCGUCUACUUCGAUAUCAGGGACGAGAACUUGUAUUUCUUCAAGGGGCGGAAGGUUUACGGCUACGACAUCAGGAAUGGAACGGAAGGGUGCUGUCUGCCGGGCUACCCUCGCCUCAUCCACAACGAAUUCACAAGAGCUGACGAAGGAUCCAGGAAUCUGCCGAAGAAAUUGGAUGCCGUUUAUUAUUCCUACACUGAUCAGACUCUGUAUUUCUUUAAGGAACGGCUCUUCUGGGAGCUGGUGACCUUCCAUCCACGUGACACCAAGCGCACUAAUGAAGUCCUUGGGCCUUUCUUCGUGCAUGACAAGUGGUAUGACAUCUGUGACACGGACAUCGACGGCUACAAUGCAUAUCGCGUGAACAGGAAAAAAUAAUACGUCGUUUUUUUUCUUUUUUCUUUUUAUAUCGAGAACGUAUUCAUUGAAAAAAUUAUGAGAAAUAGUUGAGGAAUAUCAUGAAUUUCCAUUUGUAUUGAAAUGAAUCCAAAACAAAAUUAGGAUUUAUAAUACAGACAUAUUUAGUCUGUAUUAGUCCCUAAAAUCGCUCAACCAAUUAUUCCAUAAUAAAAGACUGUCUUGAGGCUAAAGAACUCAUUUUAAAAUUUGUCUAUUUUGGCACAAGAUCACUAUAAAAGUAGCGAAAUCCUCUAUCGUGUUAACAUAAUGUUAGCGAAAUUACUGUACAUACAAAACUUCUAUUGUAGCCGAACGUAAUAUGGAAUAUAAUGCGAUAUCUUUCCACUAGCUGAAAAAAGAUAAUAAUAAUAAUAAUUAUAAAAUCGUUACUUUAUGAUUUAUGUAUCGAUUACCAGGAUACUUACCACUUUUCUUUUAUUAUGUUACCAAUAUUUGUAUUCCAAAAGUUCAAAUUUGUAAGAUUAAUAUACCCGAGUUCGUCUUUUAUUUUGGGUUUAAUCCUGAAUCCGUCUGAAGGAAUGACUUAGAUAUAACAAUGGCAUCUUUCAUGGUGCUUCUCUUGAGGGGGAAAGUUGGUCAGUUGAUAUUGCAAUUGAUAUAUGCGUCAGUCGAAGAAAAAAAUAUAUCCUUUCGGCCAUGAAGUAUACCAACCGAGUACGUUUUUUUUCCUUUUUUAUUGUUUGUGUUUUUCAAUAUUAUUAUAAUUACGAGAAUGUAUUUAAUAGGUGACAAACAGAGCCUUCGAAUUCAUGCGCACUCAUUUUUCUUGAUACAUGAACGGCUGCUCAUACACACAUACACAGCCGCACUCGCACACACACAAGCACGCACGCACGCGCGCGCGCGCGCACAAACAUACACAC
Molecule: messenger RNA, 5068 nt
Organism: Penaeus indicus
Lineage: Eukaryota; Metazoa; Arthropoda; Malacostraca; Decapoda; Penaeidae
Exons: 12
Coding region: 141-4163 (1340 amino acids)
Biological process (GO): collagen catabolic process; extracellular matrix organization; proteolysis
Cellular component (GO): extracellular matrix
Molecular function (GO): zinc ion binding; metalloendopeptidase activity
Source: RefSeq, a predicted model, not a curated record